AUGGCGUCCGACCUGCGCUCUGGCGUCCGAGAAUUCGAACAGAAUGCACAGAGUGGCUCGUCAUCUUCUGAAGGAUCAGGAGAGGACAUCGAAGGUGUUGAGUAUGCCCCUCGCUCUGCGGACGAUUCAGAUUCUGGACGCUCCCUGGAAGACUUCGUCAGCGAUGGAGACUCUGCCAGCAGUCACAGCCAGUCGUUCUACAGAGCGAUCAACAACGAGAAGAGUCAGAGUCCGCUUCAUCUUCCAAGAGGUCUCGCCAGUGUUGUGAACAAGGCGUCGGGGCAUGUGCCUACUCCUCCAUUUGCUCGGGGCAGCAGCCCCAGGAAGGGGACCUGCUUACCACUACCAGAGGCAUUUCCGCGUUGCCGCCUCCCAGCUGGUCCUCAAAGCCGUGCGAGCAAGAGGGCUUCAGUCGAAACCUCAGUUGGCGAGCCUGACCUUUCUUCGCCAGUGCGGAAGCGAGGGCGGCUUGGAAGAGAGCGUCGGCGGGCCAUCCUCUCGCAAGAGUCAGCAGAAGAGCAGCACCUGCCCCAGCUGCUAUCUUUUGAGGCAGAGAAAAGCCCACGAAGCGGUCUUGGAUGCAACCAGGAGAAGGGCGGGGAUGAAGAUCAGCAGGCCCAGGUCAUGCUCCCCAGUCGGACUUUGGACAGUGGCCUGUCGGACGCUGACCUUGAAGACCGCCUCCGGGUGGCUGGGCGGUGUGAGGAAGCGCACAACAAAGCUGUUGCGCUGCCUUCCACUCUGUACGCCUGUCCAAAGCCCACGGUGUCCGCAGUUGCCUCAACAAACGGAGGGGAAGUCCUGCGCCAGGUCGCCGUUGACCCCGUUCACUCUGCGUGCGACACCCUCCGAGCGACUUCCUGCGCAGACAACCAUCGGACCACCAAUCUGCCUGUCGUUGAAGACGCGCUCACGGACAACGCAAGCAGUCAGCCGACCGAGUGCUUUGCAGCCCUCAGCGAAGAAUGCGAGGCGCCAGCAAAAGUUAACUCCGCCGCAUCCAUGAACCUGGCGGAUGCCGCGCCCUGUGCCGCGCAGGUUGGGGCAACGCCCUGUCUGGACCCCAUCCUCGCCGCUGCGCAUCACUUUCACUCGUUGGGAGUCGUGACCGUCACCCUCGACCUUGAUGAGGAGUGCAACCGCGCUGGCGAGGUCAAGAAGUCCGCAAAGCGCUUGGGGGCCUGGAGCCAGGCCAACUACGGCAACUGCCUGAGCGAGGAGUUUGCCAAACCCGGCCGAAACUCCAUUGCCAUCGUCACGGAGGCGUCCGACAUCUUUGCAGUCGACGUCGAUGUGAAGGACGGGGGUUUCAAAGCUCUCGAACGAAUGCUCGAAGAGCAUGGGGGUUUUGUAGACGAUACGCCCCGCGUGACGACCGGGAACGGGGGGCUGCACAUCCUCUUUUCUCUGUCCAAGUCCGAGAAGGCCGGUCUGCGGAACAGCAGAAACCGGGCCCGGAUUUGGUACAAGGGAGAAAGGGUAGGCAUCGACAUCCGCGGCAGAGGGGGGAUGCUGUACACUGCACCCAGCCGCUACCAAGGCCUCGACGGCGAGCUCCGGCGCUACGAGUGGGACCACGAGAUCCACCCCAACCGCUCUAAUCUCAGGGCAAUUCCGGAUUGGCUGAUAGCCAUUCUGAAUGUGGACCAACCGGGCACUGCCAAUGGGGCCCGUUCCAGAACUAGAUUGCCAGCCCCGGUGCCGUGCCGCUCCACUCGCUCACCUGAAGACCUGUUUUUCGGGGCUCGAGAGGAGGACCAGUCUCCCCCGCCGCCCACCGUUUUUAGCGCGUCGAGGAAUGCGUGGCAGCCACCGGGGACUCGCACUCCCGCUUCGAUAAGCUGA
Molecule: messenger RNA, 1845 nt
Organism: Klebsormidium nitens
Lineage: Eukaryota; Viridiplantae; Streptophyta; Klebsormidiophyceae; Klebsormidiales; Klebsormidiaceae
Source: the annotation of a GenBank genome assembly